Molecule: messenger RNA, 1330 nt
Organism: Oncorhynchus masou masou (cherry salmon)
Lineage: Eukaryota; Metazoa; Chordata; Actinopteri; Salmoniformes; Salmonidae
Product: V-type proton ATPase subunit S1-like protein
Exons: 6
Coding region: 52-1098 (348 amino acids)
Source: RefSeq, a predicted model, not a curated record
AGCAGAUAAUGAAGCGGAGCUCACCAGCGGCAGUCUCCUCUCAUUGUCUCAAUGGCUGCACACGCGUUCCUCCUGCUCUCCUCUGCCUUGCUGUCUGCCCUCAGCCAGCCCACCCUGUCCUUUGAUCAAGUGCCUGCACUCCUAGAGAGAAGCACAGAAGUCGACUAUGUUACAGAGGUCGCAUACCCAGCUGUGAGAAUCAGAGCGGGUGGUAUUGAUGGAAUGAGCUUGGUGGCUGAGGGUUAUGUGCCCACUGAGGAAAGCACACUCAAAAGAUUACUGAAGCGGGACAGCUGGCACCACCUCAACCAGCAUGGCCAUGACAAAGGCAAGAGAAAGCUGCUCCAGUCCCCCAUAUUCGGGCCCUACUCUCCUCUGAGCGUUGCCUACAAUGGCAAGCCCUGCAUCCUGUUCAAAGCCAAGCGUCUGGCCGUCCGCUACAAGAACCACACCUUCAUAGACCUGACGGAGAAGACCUUCGGACCCAACGCCCCUGUGGACACCAAGGGAUCCAUCUGCACCAAGGAGAAGGCUACGCUAUCACUGAAAUUUGGAGAUGUGGAGGACCUCAGGGGACUUGUUAUCAGGUUGCAGAUGUCCAAUACAUUCUACGAGUCGGCAGGGCAGAACUGGUUCACCUUAGACAGCGUCCACAUCCACUACAACUGGACACAUGAGGCUACAUUCAACGCCAGCGAGGUGUACGCCCCCGCCACCUCCUCCUAUCACUGCCAGCAUGUCAGCAGUCAGCACAAAUAUGACACCCUCCUGGUGCCCAGCUCACACACUGACACCUCAGCUAACUGGCACAUCACGUUUACUGACUUCCAGAUCCAGGCGUUCAACGUCAUGUCUGAUAAGUUUGCAUCGGCCAGUGACUGUGCCACCUUUCUGACCCCAGCCAUACUGAUGGGCCUGGUGACCUCUCUGAUCCUGCUGUUGGUGCUGGCCUACGCUCUGCACAUGGUGGUGCACCUCAAACACAUCGACCGCUAUGAGGAACAUAAAGCUAUGGUGUAUUUCCCACGCAGGCUGAGCAAAGCUCUAGAGCGUAGGGCCUCACAGCAGUACGAGCUACCUGACAAGAACUGCCUGUGAGAGAGGGAGGAAGAGAGAGGGAGAAGAUGGAGAGUCGUGGAUGCUGGUGAAUGAAAGUGGGAAAGAGUUGCACCCACACUGUUUUCCAUGCUUCCAAAUGUUUGUUUACUAGUGACAACUAUUUUCACCUGUUGGCUUUUGCCUGUUCUCUAUUAUAAGACCAACAUGUUAACAUGUUAACAAUACUAAGCUUUCACAUUUUUUGAAGCAUUAAAACUGUGUUUGUCUACCA